Geodia barretti is the source of this 381-nucleotide messenger RNA. The record is from the annotation of a GenBank genome assembly. Lineage: Eukaryota; Metazoa; Porifera; Demospongiae; Tetractinellida; Geodiidae.
GAGGGACGGCUAAACAGCAGUCAACUCGACCAGCUCAGCGAUCUCCUCAAACUGUUCUUCUACUUUGAGGACGAGUGCACAAACAGCAUCGUCAACGACAUAAGAGUCAUCUCGCGCCGAAUCAACACCACGAUAUCCAACGAGACACAGAGGCACCGGUUGUACAAGUGGUUCCAGCACUUUGACAAAGACGGAAACGGUUGCAUCGAGCUGAACCACACCGAAGAGAUCUCCUUCCACAACCACGUGCACCAGUUCACCUCUUGCAGACAUUUUCUCGACCACAUCAGCGACGAAUUCGACACCGACAAUAGUGGAUCCAUUACCCUGGACGAGUGGCUCAACUUCUUUGUUCGAUACACAGCAGGUACGUACAGACAU